This is a messenger RNA of Williopsis jadinii, 372 nucleotides long. It is a transcript of the gene VTC1, whose product is annotated as Vtc1p. Gene Ontology annotation, cellular component: vacuolar transporter chaperone complex; fungal-type vacuole membrane. The record is from RefSeq and is a predicted model, not a curated record. The transcript is spliced from 2 exons. Lineage: Eukaryota; Fungi; Ascomycota; Saccharomycetes; Phaffomycetales; Wickerhamomycetaceae. Bases 1 to 372 code for a protein of 123 amino acids.
AUGUCUUCUGCUCCUCUUCUACAAUCAGCUCCAGGUAAGAGAAUUGCGCUUCCUACUCGUGUGGAACCAAAGGUGUUCUUCGCCAAUGAACGUACUUUCCUCUCGUGGUUGAACUUCACCGUGGUCCUCGGAGGUUUGGGUGUUGGUCUGCUCAACUUUGGUGACAGAGUUGGCCGUAUAUCUGCUGGUUUAUUCACCUUUGUCGCCAUGGCCACGAUGGUAUACGCCCUCGUGACCUACCACUGGAGAGCAGUUGCUAUCAGAAAGAGAGGUUCAGGCCCUUACGAUGACAGAUUCGGUCCUACAAUGCUAUGUUUGUUCUUGCUCGUGGCUGUUGUCGUUAACUUCGUCCUUAGAUUGAGAUCCACCUGA